UGGCUGGAAAGAUAAGCGAGUCAAGUACAUGGAGGCCUAGAGCAAAAUGGGUAACCAUCGUAGCAGUGCAACUAGGGUAAUGAAACUACCCAGACCCUGAUUCCAUACUACUACUACUACUACUACUACAUAGUAGUCUUCCUUCGCCCGUCGGACCCUCAGGAGCCAGAUCCCGCACAACAUAUAAGAAACAUGAAAGCGUAGAACCCCCAGGAGACUUUGGUGAUGAAACCCCUCCCCGCCCUAUUGUUCUCGACAUGGCUGCAACAACUCGGCUCCUCGCCCUGUUCGCCUGCCUCCUCGGGCUGGCGAGCUUCGUCUGUGCGUCGACGGUGACAAUGUUAAACAUUACAGCCUUGCCAGGUUGCGCUGCCACUUGCAUAUUGCAACAGAUGGGACGAUCCGAGUGCGGCUUUGGCAACCAGACGUGUCUCUGCGCCGACGAGGCCUACAACGACCUCGUCACAACGUGUGUUAUGGGAAACUGCACAGUCAAACAACAGCUUGUAACCAAGAACCAGACCAUGGCGGCCUGCGGGAAGAUAUCGGUAACCCAGACAGACAGCACCCUCAAGUGGCUGCGCGUAACCCUCUUUAUCCUCCCAACCUUCUUUAUUGGCGUACGCCUAACGAGCAAAAUCCUAAAGCUCUCGACCUGGGGCUGGGACGACGUAACUAUCAUGUUUGCCUAUGUUAUCCUCGUAGGCUUCAUGCCAGCAAACUUUCUUAUUACAGCAGCCGGCUCAGGAAGAGACAUGUGGACGCUCACUCCUAACCAGAUCUCUCGGGUCCUCCUAAUUAUAUACAUCUUUAACCUACUCUACUUUACCUGCCUGACACUUAUCAAGGCCUCCCUUAUCCUAAUGUAUCUGCGUAUCUUCCCUGACCGGUCAGUUAGGAAGAUCCUGUGGGCUACACUGGCGUUAAAUAUUGUGCUCUGGGUUGCCUACCUGCCCCCGGCUAUCUUCGUCUGCCGCCCUAUCAGCUACUUCUGGGACGGCUGGAUGAAGGAGUCAGAGGGCCAGUGUAUUGACUACAACGUCUCGACUAUCUCCUAUAGCACCUUCCAGCUUAUUCUUGACGUUAUCCUGCUGGUGACCCCAGCAACACAGAUCUGGAACCUCAACAUGAGCCUCAAGAAGAAGAUUGGCGUGUACCUCAUCUUUGGCACCGGCAUCUUCCUCACAGCCGUCGGCGCUUACCGGAUCAGAGCGCUUGCCAUGUUGACGACGUCUACCAACCCCACAGUCAACACGUACGAAACCGCCAUAUGGUCCAACGUCGAGCUUUGCACGGGCGUAUUCGUGGCCUGUCUCCCUUCCACGCGACAGCUCUGGAAGACGACAGUCCCGACCUUGUCCAACUUGACGAACAUCGGUUCCAAGUCGGCGGCCUCAAAGUCCUCGACCCCCGGCACCAAUUCCCACGGGACGGCAGGCUACGCCAAGAAGCAGCCCGCCGAACGAAAAUCCUGGGUGUUGCGUAUGGUCGACGACACCAACAAACCCGUCCCCCUCCGCGAGCUCCGCAGCGUAAGCACAGUAAGCCUAGUGGAAUCCCCUGACCGUCCUGAUCGGUCAAUGCGUUUCAACGAGGUAUAGACCGGAUCCCAUUAGGAAUGGGUGAGGGUCGGAGGAUGGAAGGGACCAAUGAUGCACAGACCCUAGCUCACACUCAC
This is a messenger RNA of Colletotrichum navitas, 1678 nucleotides long. RefSeq names its product CFEM domain-containing protein. The record is from RefSeq and is a predicted model, not a curated record. The coding region runs from base 258 to 1601 and encodes 447 amino acids. Lineage: Eukaryota; Fungi; Ascomycota; Sordariomycetes; Glomerellales; Glomerellaceae. The transcript has 8 exons.